Capsicum annuum is the source of this 549-nucleotide messenger RNA. RefSeq lists its product as uncharacterized. The coding region runs from base 1 to 549 and encodes 182 amino acids. Gene Ontology annotation, molecular function: zinc ion binding. The record is from RefSeq and is a predicted model, not a curated record. The transcript is spliced from 2 exons. NCBI's taxonomy places the organism in Eukaryota, Viridiplantae, Streptophyta, Magnoliopsida, Solanales, Solanaceae.
AUGGACAAGGCAUACCGUAAAGAUGAUUUUGAUUUUUUUAAUCAAGUUGGGAAGAUUAAUCAGAGGAUAAAGUCUUAUCUUGAGAAUGCAGGAUUUGAAAUGUGGGCACACGUGUAUGCACCUGUUAACAGAGGUAGGACGAUGACUUCAAAUAUAGCAGAGUGUAUAAAUGGUAAACUGAAGUUAGCACGUGAGUUGCCGAUAAUCGAAUUUCUAGAGCAGGCUAGAAAAUUAUUUGGAAAGUGGAACUGCAAGAAUAGAGAAAGAGCAUCUUAUACAAACACGUCACUUGGUAGUAGAUUCGAAGGAAUUCUUCAGCUAAAUACUUCAGAAUCUUCAAGGCUUAAGGUUAGUGAUUCAUCAACAUAUGUGUAUUCGGUUUACGAUGACGGAAGUAAGUACAUUGUAUGUCUUGAUAGAAGGACUUGCAGUUGUGGGAGAUUCCAAUUGGACGAGAUAACUUGUGAACACGCGAUUGCAGUUCUAAAAAGAAAGCGUGUAGUUGAUAUGAAGUCUUAUUGCUCUGAGUUUUACUAUCCUAAACAUUAA